AUGUUUGGAUCUCGUUCACAUAUGGCGUACCGCCAUAACAAAUUUGGCAGCGUCCGCUCUUUUCGCAAGUUAUUUGAAAUUAUGGAUCGGAAGUACAGCAACAUAUCCAUCACCUUCUUGAUUCUUCACCUUAUCAUGGAGUUGGCCUCGGUGGUAUUGUAUGUAUGGACCUCUAUGGCGUCCGCAGCCACGUCCGUGGCGGAGUUUCACUGGGAUGAAGCCAUGUUUAACGUUGAGCUUGCACUCAAUAUUAUCUUCUUCCUGGAGUGGGUCGCUCUUUUUUUCGGGGAGGAGGACAGGGUGGGGUACUGCCUCUCAUGGCUAUCUAUAGUAAAUGCCUUGACAAGUGUUCCAAUGGCAGUUAUUGGUAUUGGAGGGUUUGUGGACCCAAGGUGGCGCAGCUAUUGGGUUCCCAUGUAUCUUCGCGUGUGGUGGCUGCGUGACUGUGUGGUGGUGCUUUUGGAUUACCCGCAGGUGGAACGUUGGAUGAGGGAAAUCACCCGAGAAGUUUGCCGCUUUCUUAUCUCUUUAUUUGCCGGCAUCUGUACAUGUGCCGCCACACUUCAGAUUGUUGAGAGCAUAACUGGGCCUUACAUGGACAUCUUUGAUGCAUUUUACUGCAUGAUGCUCGCCUUCGCCACCAUUGGCUACGGCGAUGUGACACCGAAAUCAACGCCGUCUCGGCUACUGAUGGGCGUUUUUAUUUUGGUUGCCAUGAGUCACUUCAUGCCAUUGUUUCAGCGAGUGGCCGCCUUUACUCGCCAGCGCUUGCAUUAUAAUAUGUACAAUUCCCAUGGCGGAAGAAGGGCUCAUGUGAUUUUGGCUGGUGUGUUUACGGAGAUGGGAGUAGAAAUUAUUUUGCAGGACUUUUAUGGCGGUUGGCGAAGAUACGUUGACCUAAAAAUUGUGCUGCUCUCACCGGUGGAGCCUCCACCUGAGGUUAAACUGCUGGUAGACUUGCCCUGGUUUAAGGAUCGCGUGCUGCUGAUGAUUGGGGAUCCCCAAAGGGAGGUGGACCUUAAGCGUGCGGAUGCACGUCAUGCCGACGCCAUAUUUUUAUUUGGUGACACCUUUCCAUCCACGUUUUACACGGAUUACAACCUCAUUCAGCAAUCACUUUUCAUCAAUCAUCAUGAUCCUGAGCUCGCACAGUAUUUGUAUCUUCGCAGCGAAAAAAACACCAAACAUGUGGCAUCCUACGCUGCUGGAGUGGUGGAGGGGGAGAGACUCCUGCAUCAUUUGCUUGGCCUCGGUGUUGCUGUGCCCGGAGCUAUCCCACUUAUUAUAAACCUGCUUAGAACCUACGAUCCCAUUACAUUGGACCUGAAUCGGGCCCACCACUGGGUAGAGCAGUACGAGUCGUCUCUACGAAAUAAUAUCUAUUGCGUGGCGGUGCCAGAUGCAUGCCGCGGAGAAAACUUUUGCCCGUUAGCAAAGUUGUUUUUCAAGUAUGAGGUUACGGUCAUAGGCGUUAUCACAGAGGCUGGAAGGGUACAACUGAACCCUGCGCGCUUUGCCGGCUCCAUCACAAAGAUGAUAGUCAUUGCCAGAAGUCCAGAAACGGUGGAAGAGGCCAUUGAAGAGGUGGAGAAAACUUAUGACCCCGCCACCUCCCGAGAGGACGAUCACAAACUGUAUGACUCUUCCUUUUUCAUGGGGAACGGAAAACUGAUCUCGGCAUCCUUGUCAACUGAACUUCCUGAACCUUCUGAGUGCAUUCAGAAAGUGGAUCAUGCUUAUGAUUUUGAAAACCACUUUGUUGUCAUCGAUCUCUCCAUAGCAAAGGAUCGUGCGGCGGAGACGGAGGGAGCACACGAGGGAACCCUGACUUCCGCAGCCGUCAACGUUUUUCACGUUAUGCAGUGUAUUCGUCAGUCGUAUCCUCAAAAUGACAUUGUGCUAUUGACGAAGGAUACAUCCUUUUCAGUGUACUUUGACCGCUAUUGGAAUAGCUUCAAUGGGGCACUUCCUAUAAGGUAUGUAGACGGCUGCGGGUUAAAUGGGAAUGACCUGCGGCGCUGUAACCCCCAGGAAAGUGCUGGCAUCAUCAUUCUUGCCUUUGGCGGCACCAGUAGUAAAUCAACCACCGGAUUGUCGAUGCUCGUUAACCUCUCCAUUGCCUCCAUCCUCCCCUCCUCGCACAACAUCCCCGUUGUGGUGGAGCUAGAUAGUCUUCAGCACCUUUCUCUGUUCCCGCCCUACGCGGAGUAUGACCGCUUCCGUAAGAAGGCGGAAGUGGAUUUUGUUUAUGAACCAAAUUACAUCAUUGGCAACGCCAUUAGCAGACUUAUGCUUUUUCCUGCCGUCCACCUUACGUAUUUCAUGCCAGAGUUCAUUGACAUUUUUGACAUGCUUGUGAGCGGUGUGGAUCAAGAGACUCCUUCGCUGGGGCGACUUUCACUGGCUCUUUCAUACGAGGUGAUUGAAACCUACAAGGAUGUCGUGAACUACUGCCUUAGCCUACGCUACAUACCCAUUGCUUUGCAUGUUUGCAUUUACGACACAAAUAAUGUAUCUCUUAACGGCCAACGAUUCGUCAUGACAAAUCCACCGAUAGACUUCCCAGUCGAUCGGGAGAAAGACGCUGUCUUUUACUUGCUGCCCACGUGA
Messenger RNA from Trypanosoma rangeli, 2610 nucleotides. RefSeq names its product putative calcium/potassium channel (CAKC). Gene Ontology annotation, biological process: potassium ion transport. The record is from RefSeq and is a predicted model, not a curated record. The transcript has a single exon. Gene Ontology annotation, cellular component: membrane. NCBI's taxonomy places the organism in Eukaryota, Euglenozoa, Kinetoplastea, Trypanosomatida, Trypanosomatidae. The coding region runs from base 1 to 2610 and encodes 869 amino acids.